UUGUUGACCUCUGUCUGAAACGCCGACUACAGAGAGACAAUUUCUCUGAAUAAAGUCAUGCAAGUCAUUUACCAAGCCUGUUGAUUUGAGGAUGAUGAUUCACAUUCAGCUUUCACUAAAGCCUCUUCCUGAGUUGUUUUGCAUCGCUGGCAUGGUUUUCCCAGGCACAACCUUCACAUACGGCCUGCAUGGUUAUUGGAAGGUUCCGGGCCUCAACAUCCCCAUGGUCAUACCCAGCCUCACCACCCUGCAGGAGGGUGUUCUCAGCCAGGGGAAAGCCAAGUGGAGUUUAAGGAACUGCUUCUGGGUGCUACACUGCAUGACCGAGACCUAUUGUCUGUUUACCAGGACAAGGCUUGCUGAGGCUCAUUGCAGAGGAUCACAGCCAUUGUUGGAAUUGGAGGUGGCGAUCCUUGCAUGUGUGAGUGUGUGUCCUCUGAGCGGAGCAGAGGAGAGACAGUGAACCACGUGAAGUACUCGAGUUGAUGACAACUACAGUCGUUGCAUUACUUGCAGCACACGGCCCAGUGGAGAUGAAAACUCCUGCUGCGGGCUGGAGACCUACCUGGGCCGCAGUUCUUAUUCAAUGCCCACAAUAAGGCGAGAGACCAGCCCCCAUGACACCAGCAGUCAAGUCUGAUUGUGGCACAGCAGACCAUUUACCAAUCUGUCUAUCCCUCCAGAUGUGGGUUAAAAGAUGACACAUACUGGUUUAAUCCACUGAUGUUGUAACCUGUUCAGCACGCACAGCACCCCUACUUUAAAAGGAAAGAGAGAACGAGGGGAUGGUAGAGAGACAAAGACAAAGAGGGAGGCAAAAAUCCAGACAAGCUUCUAUUUUAUUUGUGGGUUUGGGAAAGCCUCCUUCUCUGGUGGAAGACAUAAUGUCGGACUGCAGAAGGCAGUGGAACCGGGAGGAUGAGCUACCGGUCUACCUGGCGGGGCCCAUCACCACCGGGCCGAACCAGCGGAAAACAUACGGCAUGUUCAGCUCCGUGGAGGGCGCGUUUGAAAGCAAGACCAUAGACUUCGAUAACUACGCGGUGGGGAGGAAAGGGAGCCGCACCCCGAGAAGCAGGAGCCAGGAGAGGGUUUUAGACACUGGUGACCCCACCGGCAAGAUGCCCAGCGAGGCCCGGGAGGAGUCACUGACCAACUCACCCGGGGAGAGAGACGACCGACGCCCCGGUGUUGAGGUCAUAUAUUCAUCGGGAAACGAAAGCCCAAAUGGGAAGAGUGAAAGGCUAUUGAUUAAAGGAGGGCGUGUGGUCAAUGAUGACCAGUCUCUUUACGCAGAUGUCUACAUCGAAGAUGGCCUCAUCAAGCAGGUGGGGGAGAAUCUGAUUGUUCCAGGGGGGGUCACGGUGAUCGAGGCUAAUGGCCGCAUGGUGAUACCAGGGGGAAUAGAUGUCAACACCUGUCUGAUGAAGCCUUUCCUGGGCACACAGCCUGUUGAUGAUUUCCUCCAGGGCACCAAGGCUGCACUUGCUGGGGGCACAACCAUGAUCAUUGACCAUGUGACCCCCCAGCCUGGGGACAGCCUGCUGGAGGCGUUUGAGCGCUGGCAGGAGGCUGCAGAUAAGAAGGCAUCUUGUGACUACUCCCUGCACGUUGACAUCCCCGAAUGGAAUGAGACUGUUAAAGAUGAGUUGGAGCUACUGGUGCAAGAGAAAGGUAUCAACUCCUUCCAACUCUACAUGGCUUAUAAGGAUUUGUACCAGAUGACAGACUCACAGCUAUAUGAGGCUCUCUCCUUCCUGAAGAAGCUAGGUGCUGUGGUGUUAGUUCAUGCUGAAAAUGGAGACCUGAUUGCUCAGGAACAGAGAAAAAUCCUCGGGAUGGGAAUCACCGGACCUGAAGGCCAUCCCCUGAGUCGUCCUGAAGAGCUAGAGGCUGAGGCGGUGUUCCGUGCCAUCACCCUCGGUAACCGUGUCAACUGUCCUGUCUACAUCACCAAGGUGAUGAGUAAAAGCGCAGCCGACACUAUUACCCAGGCCCGGCGGAAAGGUUCUGUGGUUUUUGGGGAGCCAAUUACAGCCAGCCUGGCCACUGAUGGUUCUCACUAUUGGAGCAAGAACUGGGCCAAAGCAGCGGCUUAUGUGACCUCUCCACCUUUGAGUCCUGACCCCACAACCCCAGACCAUCUCAACACACUUCUGUCCUGUGGGGACCUACAGGUGGUGGGCAGCGCUCACUGUGCAUACAGCAUUUCUCAGAAAGCAAUUGGUAAAGAUGACUUCACUCUGAUCCCAGAGGGAACCAAUGGAGUGGAGGAGAGAAUGGGUUUCGUCUGGGACAAGGCUGUGGCCAUGGGGAAGAUGGAUGAGAACCAGUUUGUGGCAGUGACAUCUACCAACGCUGCAAAAAUCUUCAACCUAUACCCACGCAAGGGCCGGAUAGCAGUGGGCUCUGAUGCUGACAUUGUCAUCUGGGACCCUGAGAACAUCAAAACCAUCACUUCCAAACUCCAGCAGUCGGCUUCAGAAUACAACAUCUUUGAGGGCCUGGAGUGCCAUGGGGGACCAGUGCUGGUGUUGAGUCAAGGUCGGGUGGUAUAUGAGGAAGGAAAGCUGCAGGCACAGCAGGGUACUGGUCGAUUUAUUCCCCGCAAGCCCUUCCCAGACUAUGCUUACCAGCGCAUUAAGUUCAGGAACCAGGUUAAGGGCAAGCAAGGUGUUAUUCGUGGGAUGUAUGAUGGGCCUGUGUAUGAUGUCAUUCCUACACCCAAAUACAUCACACCUGCGCCGUCGGCCAAAACAUCACCCACCUCUCACCAGCCACCACCAAUACGCAAUCUUCACCAGUCCAACUUCAGCCUAUCAGGGGCACAGACUGAUGACAACGUCCCUCGUCGAUCUGGUCACCGUAUUGUAGCACCCCCUGGUGGUCGCUCUAACAUCACCAGCCUUGGUUGAACACUUGACACUUCUGCCCAAAGUGUGGUUGUUGUGGGGUUUCACCUCUUGAGUGUGUGUGAGUGUAUGUGUAUGACUGAGAGUGUGAGCACACUGGCAUGGAUGAAUACCUUUGCAUUUUUUGGUACAAUGGUGACAUGCUCUUUAUAGACCAUUAUGAUUUUAUCAGUUUGCCUUGAGUCCAUGCUCACUGAGAAGAAGCACAUUUAUACUUAAAUGUACAAGAAGAGUGUGAUUUACUAUCAGAACAAGUCAAACCCACAGACUCAUGAUCGGGCCACUCACUCACACACAUACACACACACACGCAUGCACACACACAGAUCUGGUGUUGGACCCCCUCCAAGCACCCAAAUAUAACCCCAGUGUUAUGUCAUAAUGUUGUUAUCUCCUUCUCCAUGAGCAUGAUUUCCUCCUUACUCUUCCUCACACCCCACGUGUUACUAUAUGAGUCUGCUCAGACAUGGUGCUCCUCUCCACCCAUGUGGUGGACAGCUGUAGAAAUAACAGGUUCCUCCUGCAUCUGGUAUUCAACAUCUUUGCAAUAUUUGUUUCAAUGUGGCUCAAGUGGAUCAGUUAUACAUAUUGCAUGGACACAUCUUUAGGUGUUACACUACUUGUGGUUUAUUGUUACAAUGGAGGAACACUUAAAUUGUAUUCGAGGCACACUAGUAUUCAACAGCACAAACAUAUUCUUAUAUAAAUGUUUGCUUUGAAAACAUAUUCACUGUGGAUAGAGCCACCUGUUACCAUGUUCAAAAACAUAUUAUUUUUUACACAUUACUGUGAACUUCAAUAAAAGCAAUGCAACUUCCUCUCCACCAUUAGAUACUAUAUGCAAACGUGUCAAUAUAAAGUGUGAAACAACUAAAGUAGAUGAGCAGUUGAAACAAACACAGAAACAGCUGUUGGCUGCAAAAUGAAUUCCUAGAUCGCUCUACCUGCAUAACAGAAUUUCACAGUGAAGAAUUUAUGAUGUGUGUAAUAGUUUUUUGCCAAUCACUCAUGCCAGAAAUAGAUCUUUGUUGUGAUGUCAUGCUCAACCCACUGCUGUAAAAGGGCUUCAGCUGCUCUUUGAAACUUUGCUGAAAAUCGUUUAAAGCUGUUUUUAUUUGAUUUGAUUGAUUCAGGGUGUUUUCUUGGUAAAUGUAAUGUUUCUAUGCCGCUCUGUUUUUGUUGCUGUUGUCUGGUGUCUCCAAUGGAACCACUAAUGAUCAAUAAAGACUUGACUGUUGUCAAAAAUAA
Messenger RNA from Thunnus maccoyii (southern bluefin tuna), 4160 nucleotides. It is a transcript of the gene crmp1, whose product is annotated as collapsin response mediator protein 1. Gene Ontology annotation, molecular function: hydrolase activity, acting on carbon-nitrogen (but not peptide) bonds, in cyclic amides. The coding region runs from base 786 to 2915 and encodes 709 amino acids. Gene Ontology annotation, cellular component: cytoplasm; cytosol. The transcript has 19 exons. Lineage: Eukaryota; Metazoa; Chordata; Actinopteri; Scombriformes; Scombridae. The record is from RefSeq and is a predicted model, not a curated record.